AUGUUGCAAGCAGGAAAGAUGGCUGAGAUUAUUAAUGAAGUGAAGAGAUGCAAGAUGGAUGUGGUGGCGCUGCAGGAGGUUAGAUGGAAGGGCUCUGGAAGGAUAGAUAAGAAGGAUUAUAGUGUGUUGUAUAGUGGCAAUGAGGAACGAGCUGGUAGACAUGGUACAGCCUUCAUUAUAAAUGCAAAAGUAAGGCAUCGAAUUUUAGCUUUCUGGCCAGUCUCAGAGCAUAUGUGCAAGAUAAGAAUAAAGGGACGUUUCAGGAAUCUGACAAUAAUUUCUGCAUAUGCACCUACUGAAGAAGCCACCGAUGAGGACAAAGAUACAUUCUAUGAAAGUUUGGCUAGGGAAUGCGCAAAAGCCCCAAAGUAUGGCAUGUUGGUAGUGCUUGGCGACUUCAAUGCAAAGGUUGGGAAGGAGCCAUUUUUGAAAGGAGUGUCAGGGAAGCACACACUGCAUGAAGAGACAAGUGAAAAUGGAAGAAGACUUGCUGAAUUGGCCGUGGAACAGGCACUCAUGAUUGCAAGCACAAUGUUUAGGCACAAAAGAAUACACUUGGGUACAUGGAAAAUGCCUGGGUCAAACAUUGUAAAUCAAAUUGACCAUGUGCUUAUCUCAAAAAGACAUACCAGCUCUGUGGAGAACGUGAGAGUGCUUAGAGGACCAAACUGUGACUCUGAUCACUACAUGCUCGAAGCAACCAUACUAGAAAAGCUAGCCUCAGGUGAAAGAAGGUUGGAAGAGAGGAGGACAAGAUGGAAUGUGGAUAACUUACAUGAUGAUGGAAAGAAAGAGGAAUUCCAAACAAGGCUGGAGGAGCAGACAGAGGUUGCUAGAGGGCAGGUGCAGAGGACUGACAAUGUGGGAAAUGUAUGGUAUAUUAUGAAGGAUACCAUAAAGAAGGUAGCUAAGGAAGUCAUUGGGGAGAGAAGAGAAGGACGAAACAUCGAGUGGUUCGAUGAUGAGUGUAGGGCUAUUAUUGAGCAGAAAAACCAAUGCAGACUUGCAAUGAUUCAAAGAGAGACAAGACGGGAGGUUGAAGCAUAUAAAGAGAGUAGAAGAAUAGCUAAGAGACUAAUAAGAAGGAAAAAGAGAGAAUAUCUGAAGGAAAAGUUAACAAACAUAGAGGAGCUCAACACAGCCAAUGAAGCAAAGAAAUUUUAUCAUGCAGUGAAAGUGAUGAAUAAGAGAUUUCAGUCUAGGAGCAUGGGAUGUAAGGACAAGGAAGGAAAUGUAUUGGCUGAGGAGCAGGAAGUAAUGGAUGGAUGGGCGGAAUAUUUUGAGGAACUGACUAUGAGUGAGGAGCUAGGUAGAGUGGAGGAAUGGGUACCUAAGUAG
This is a messenger RNA of Nilaparvata lugens (brown planthopper), 1338 nucleotides long. Its product is annotated as craniofacial development protein 2-like. NCBI's taxonomy places the organism in Eukaryota, Metazoa, Arthropoda, Insecta, Hemiptera, Delphacidae. Gene Ontology annotation, molecular function: catalytic activity. The record is from RefSeq and is a predicted model, not a curated record. The transcript has a single exon. Gene Ontology annotation, cellular component: nucleus. Gene Ontology annotation, biological process: chromatin remodeling. The coding region runs from base 1 to 1338 and encodes 445 amino acids.